AGAAUUCAAAUAGGUGGGUUGCAGACAUAAUCACCCAUCUGCUCCACACUCCUGUCACAAGACAUUCUUUAAAUAAGAUGAGAACAGCGUAUGAAUUUAUCUUGACUAAGGCAACCUCCACAGCACAGCAGCUGGACAAUGAUAUCUCCAUAGCAAAGCUGCGCAAAAGCCCCAGUCAGGAGCAGUGCAACAGUUCCAUUUUGGAGUCGGAGAGCCUCACGAUGGAGCAGUCGGAGAGCCUCAUGGUGGAGCAGUCGGAGAGCCUCACGGUGGAGCAGUCGGAGAGCCUCACGGUGGAGCAGUCGGAGAGCCUCACGGUGGAGCAGUCGGAGAGCCUCACGGUGGAGCAGCCGGAGAGCCUCACCGUGGAGCAGUCGGAGAGCCUCACGUGGAGCAGUCGAGAGCCUCACCGUGGAGCAGCCGGAGAGCCUCACCAUGGAGAUGCCGGAGAGCCUCACCAUCUUUCCCUUCCACAGUCUUGUUCUCCAACUGCUCCAUCUUCCACCUCCCAGUCCUUGAGUCAGGAGGGGCCAUAUGUGAAGAAGGGAAAAAAAGUCUCAGAACAUUCUUUGCGCCUGACAGAAGAACGGACCGACACAAAACAAGAGAAAGAACCGCGUUACCUCAACAUGGAGGACCAGCCGCUGCUGCGUCUGGUCUCGUGGAGGACCAGCCUGCUGCCAUGUCCGAGUUCGUGA
Molecule: messenger RNA, 698 nt
Organism: Silurus meridionalis
Lineage: Eukaryota; Metazoa; Chordata; Actinopteri; Siluriformes; Siluridae
Product: uro-adherence factor A-like
Exons: 4
Coding region: 78-698 (206 amino acids)
Source: RefSeq, a predicted model, not a curated record